UGGUCCGAUUCUUGAACUUCUCCUGGGCCGGGUUCAACUUUUCCGCGCCGCAGCUGGUUCCCGUCGGCGCGGAAAGGCUGUCCUCGGACCUUUCUUGGGUGGUCACUUUCGCUUUUGCUCGGAAUCACCAAGACGAUGUCUGAAAAAGUGGAAACGCCCCUCGUUGGGGUCGGCGGCGGCUACAAAUCGGUGUGGGAGUCGCGCCCUGUCAAGUAUACGAACGUGAUUGUUCAAGUGUGUGGGUUCAUCUUGAUGAUGGAGCUGUCCGAACGACUCAGUUACUAUGGGAUCAACCAAGGGCUCAAGAACUUUAUGGGCAAGAAACUCGGAUGGUCCAGCGUGUCGUCCAACUCGAUCAAGAGCACGUGGACAUCCCUUGUUUACAUGUCUCCACUGCUCGGUGCGUACAUGGCCGACGAGCGCUGGGGCCGGUUCAAGACAAUUGCGGUGUUUGGGACAGUGUACAUGGUCGGCGAUGUCUUGCUUGCGAUCGCCUCUCACCCGAGCACGUUGGCGGCCGGCGGCUCCACCAAGACCGCGGAAACGAUCUUCAUCAUCGGUUUGUUUGUGUUCAUUGGGAUCGGCACGGGUGCCAUCAAGUCCAACGUGAUCACACUCGGCGCCGAUCAAUUCGACCCCGCCGACGAACGCGAAUGCGCCCAAAAGAUCACGUACUUCAGCUACUUUUACUGGUGCAUCAACGUUGGUGCCGGGUUUGCCUACGGGUACUUGGCCACGUUGUGCGUCAAGGGGUCGGGCGAAUUUAUUCCCAAGAGCUAUGGGUACUUCGCGACGUUCACCAUUUGCGCGUGCGUGUUUGCGGUCGCCCUCUUUUUCUUCUUCCUCGGCAACUCUCGCUACAUCAAGAUCGCGCCAGAAUCGAACGCCAUGUCCAAGCUCGUCAAGGUGCUGAUCGCGAGCUCGUCGCGCAGUUCGGCCGCCCGCUUCAGUUUGCUUGGGUUUGUCGCGUUUGUGAGUUCAUUCGUGAUCAACUUGAUCGCAGUGUUCUUGAAGGACAAGAGUUCCGAACGCCUGGCCAUGAGUUAUCUCGCCGGUGGUGUCGCGCUCGUCGGCGUGUUUCUCUGGGUUUGGUUCGGUCGUAAGUUUGACAAUUUGAGCAAUGCCAAGCAAUCGGAAGGCGGGACCCAAGACGAUGUCUCGAUCGAUGAAAUCAAGCUCGUGGUCCGCGUGCUUCCUUUCGCCGCGUUCAACGUUAUGUGGCAAUGCGUGUACGAUCAAGUCGAUGCCAACUUUCAAACGAUUGCCCAACAAACCGACUUGCGUUUCGGCAACGCCCGCGACGCCACCCAGUUGCCUGGUGCCGUGCUCGGUGUGUUUGACCCGAUCGCGAUUGUGUUGCUCAUUCCGUUCCUGGAAAUCGUCGUGUACCCUGCCUACAAGAAAAUCACCGGCAAGGACGCGUCGCCCUUUGGCCGGGUCGCCGCCGGUUUGAUCUUGUCCACGUUUACCAUGUUCUUUGCCGGUAUGUUUGAAACCAUCCGUCGCAACGCUGGUGUGAUCAUGAUCCCUGUUGGCAACGGAAACAACACGCUCGACGUCAUUCGCGACGACAGCUCCGAUCUCCCCAUGAACGACAUCGCUUGGGGCUGGUGCAUUCCCAUGUACGUGUUUGUCGCGUUGUGCGAAUGCCUCAUCAACGUGACGGCCUACGAUGUCUUCUACACCGAAGUCCCGACCUACCUGAAGAGUACCUGCCAAGCCAUCAACUUGUACAUGAUUUCCAUGGGGUCGAAUGUCACAUCCAUUUUCACGCUGGUUUUCCAAAAGUACAUCCCCGACGACUUGAACGACGACGGCCACUUGGAGUACAUGUUUUACGGUGUCGGGAUCGUCUCGCUCAUCAACUUGCUCGCGUUCCUGUACGUGAUGAGGGAAAUGCAGUUUGGUAUGGCUUCGUCCAAGCGCGGCGCCGAAGCUGUCGUUGACGAAGCCGCCCUCGCCAAGCACGAGAGCCAUCUCGCUGACGGUGAAAAAGCUCGUUUGAGUUACGCUUGAGACCUUCUAAACGUUUUGUAAUGUAUAUUUCGUCAUCCA
Messenger RNA from Aphanomyces invadans, 2055 nucleotides. RefSeq lists its product as hypothetical. Gene Ontology annotation, biological process: transmembrane transport. Bases 136 to 2016 code for a protein of 626 amino acids. The transcript has a single exon. Gene Ontology annotation, molecular function: transmembrane transporter activity. Gene Ontology annotation, cellular component: membrane. The record is from RefSeq and is a predicted model, not a curated record. NCBI's taxonomy places the organism in Eukaryota, Oomycota, Saprolegniomycetes, Saprolegniales, Verrucalvaceae.